GUUAAUAUGUUAUGCAUAGUACAUUUUAAUAGAUAUUUUUGCUCUCUAUAUAAAGGAGGUCUUUCUUUCCCGUUGCAAAAGAUAUGUGCUGUAGGCUGCCAACUAAACAAGCUAAAUUAAAUUAGAACUUUUGAUUUGCUCAGGAAAUGUCAUUAGGCACAUAUGGAAGGAGUUUUAAUUACUAAACAUGACCUGAAUGUUUCCAUUCAGAGAGCUACGAUCCAUAAAUGCCAGCCAUGCUGGCCUGCUUAACGAGAGAUCGGGACAAUCAAAAGGCAAGAUGUCCCAAAUCUGUAUCUGACCCCUUGACUCCAUGAGCACCAAACCGAGCAUUACCCCACUAAAAAACAUGGCCACAGAAAUAAAUGGCCAAGAAGGUGGCCCUGGGGCAUUAGUGGUUAAUGAAUUUAAUGGUUCAUUCAUAUCUACAGAAAAGUGCUGUUUCAAUCUGUAGGCCAAGCCCAUGAGGAAAAAAACCCAUCGGCUAGCAUAUGACAUUUUUGGGGGGGUUAAAUUCCCUUUCUUGAACCUGGCUAAAGCGUCAGCUCCUUCCACAUCUGGCGGCAACAAACUCCACCCGUUUGGACUCGAGGGGCCGCUGGACGGACACGAGCCCCCUUGGACAACGCCAGCUCUACGUUUCCUUGCUUUUUUGGCCGAGAGGACGGCAGAGCUGAUCUUCCACUCGGACCGACCACGACUCCCGGUUUCCAGCUGAAAUCUUGGGACUUAUCUCGUGAACCGCGUCCGCGUGUGUCACCGUGCGCGUCUCUGUGAGAGGAUGGCGAGGUGCCCGGGGGGGGCCACGGUCCCCGGCUGAGACUGGCCGCUCCCUGCUGCGGGGUUACACGUUUGGAGCAGACACACGUGCAACUCGGCACCGCGCCCUGCAUUUACACCAGCCACGCGUGCAACGUCAUGAUCCGACAGGAAAACCAUGGAAGCUAAACCCAUUGUGACAUCGAGGCAGAGGACGGUGGCGGUGCAGGGAGUGCCAACAGAGGUGGUGUGCAUGGCCUUCUCCAACUCCAUCCUGGUGGUGGUCACGCAGUACGGGAAGAUGGGGACACUGGUCUACGUGGACCCCAACGUCGUAAGCAAUGACGUCGGCCGACCUGUCCUCACCACAAAAGUGCUGCUGGGGCAGGAUGAGCCCCUCAUCCAUGUGUGUGCCAAAAACCUGGUAUCGUUUGUGUCUGAGGAAGCUGGGAACAAACCUGUUCUUCUGGCUAUCGCCUUAAAGGACAAGACCAUGGACGGCAUAAAAGCUCUGCAGGAAGUGAUCCAAAGUUGCCAAGUGUGGUGAGGCACACUUUCCAUGCAAUUGAAAGGAAGAGAUCUUGAGUCAGGAUACAAAGGACAGAGUAUUGGAAAUGAUGGGAUUUCUUUAUCACAGCUUUGGACCAUGUUAAGGAAUUUUGUGAAAUGUUGUAUACCAUGUAGAAUGCUUUGAGGUUGUGAUGGUGGCAGUGGUGGUAGUGACAUGGAUUUGGAGCCCAUUCAGUGAGUAAUUAAUUUGGAAUGGUAUUCUCAACACUCAAGGAAUUUUUAUUUUUCUCACACUGAGGGGAGGGCGGCAUUUUUUUGGAGAACUGCAUGUGGCUUUGUAGCCUUAUCUUGAGAAGUAAAGCCCUGUGACAACGAAACACUGUGCCGUAAUGUAAAGUCUGAUGCAGAAUGAAUAAAGAAACAUCAAUGAAAGCAUCAUUUACCUGCUUCUCCCCCAUGACAACCAGAUGAUUUGAAACAUUUUGGACCAGAAUCAAGUUAAUUGGGCCUGCAGACAGUACAAAAUAGGGGAAAAUGUUGACUCUUGACUUCAGGGUCCAGUGGAAACCAUAGCAAAUCUUUAUUGUGCAUAGUUGCGCACAUCGGGCACUCCAGCUUCUGUCUUUAGGAGAAACCAUUAACUUGAAAGUUACAAAUAUCUGUGCAAGCUGUAGUUACAAGUAGCAUCUAAUAUUGUUGUCAUCGAGAGGAAUGAUUAAAUAAAAAUAUUUUUCUCUA
This is a messenger RNA of Alligator sinensis (Chinese alligator), 2007 nucleotides long. RefSeq names its product proteasome assembly chaperone 3 (gene PSMG3). Gene Ontology annotation, biological process: proteasome assembly. The coding region runs from base 938 to 1306 and encodes 122 amino acids. Lineage: Eukaryota; Metazoa; Chordata; Crocodylia; Alligatoridae. The transcript has 3 exons. The record is from RefSeq and is a predicted model, not a curated record.